Carya illinoinensis is the source of this 3433-nucleotide messenger RNA. Its product is annotated as homeobox-leucine zipper protein HDG2-like. Gene Ontology annotation, molecular function: lipid binding; DNA binding. The transcript is spliced from 13 exons. The record is from RefSeq and is a predicted model, not a curated record. NCBI's taxonomy places the organism in Eukaryota, Viridiplantae, Streptophyta, Magnoliopsida, Fagales, Juglandaceae. Bases 885 to 3074 code for a protein of 729 amino acids.
GCACCCUCUCAAUACGCUCGGCAGUAAUUGCUCGCUAGCUGCAACAUUUCUCUCCGUCUUCUCCCAGGCCCUUUCUCCUUCCUUCACUGCACUUCUUCAUUUCCUGCUCUCUCUCUCUCUCUCGCUCUCUGUGGAUUUUCUUCUUCUUCUCCGUCUGUAUCACUAUUCUCUCCCCCAUAUCUAUCCAAAACUCAUACCUGUAUUUCCAAAAGCUCUUACCAAAACCACUUUUGUAGCCCCAAAGAGUGAUUUCACUGCAGCGAGUUAGCCCCAAAACAGAUCUGACCCUUCGCAUUUUUCGAAGGCUUGCUCCAAACGUCGUAUAUAUAAGUGGUCUAAAGAAAGAAAGGAAAAGGAAGUGUGGAGAUCAUAUAGAAAGUGAGGAGGCACAGUUGGAUUCUCCGAGAUCUUCGCGGACGUUAUAUAUUUUUCAUUCGUCUUCCUCUGAUUUUGGUCUGUCCAAAGCCGUAUCAGAUUUGUCAACCCUAUCUUUCUUGGUAUUAUACUUCCCUUUUUUCAGGUUUCACGCAGGAAAUAGAUAGGCUUCAGACCCUUUCCUAAGACCAAAAAAUCUCAAGUCAGCUUUGCCUGUUCAUGAACUUUGCCGAGACCUAGUACUAAUGCCAGAGAAUCUAGGAAAGAAAUAAAGGAGCCCCCAAAUAUAUAUAUAUAUAUCCAAGUGGACGUGUAAAAACUGUACACUGCUUAAGGGAUCGUUGUUUGUGAUUUGUGAAAUAUGCCGGGCGGGAUUAUGAUUCCAGCGAGAAACAUACGACCGAUGAUUGGAAUUAACGGGACUGUCGGUGGAUUUGGAUCGUCCUCAGGGCUUACCCUUGGUCAGAUUGAAUACCCAUAAGCCUUCGGAAUCUUAAAGAUCUGUAGAUAUGUUCCAGCCUAACAUGAUGGAAGGUCAUCAGCUUCACCAUAUGCUAGACAUGACUCAGAACACAUCUGAAAGUGAUAUUGCCCGCAUUCGAGAUGACGACUUCGACAGUGCUACUAAAUCCGGCAGCGACAACCAUGAAGGUGCCUCCGGUGACGACCAAGACCAACGACCAAAAAAGAAGCGCUACCAUCGCCACACUCAGCACCAGAUCCAGGAAAUGGAAGCUUUUUUCAAGGAGUGUCCACACCCAGAUGACAAGCAAAGGAAAGAACUGGGCCGUGAAUUAGGGUUAGAGCCGUUGCAAGUCAAAUUUUGGUUCCAAAACAAGCGAACUCAAAUGAAGACCCAGCAUGAGCGCCAUGAGAACACAGCACUUAGGACUGAGAAUGAAAAGCUUCGGGCUGAUAGCAUGAGGUACAGAGACGCUCUCAGCAAUUCCUCAUGUCCCAAUUGUGGUGGCCCAACUGCAAUAGGAGAAAUGUCCUUCGAUGAGCAUCAUUUGAGACUCGAAAAUGCCCGAUUAAGGGAAGAGAUUGAUAGGAUUUCAGCUAUCGCAGCAAAGUAUGUUGGCAAGCCAGUUGUGAGCUACCCUCUUCUUUCUCCUCCGGUUCCUCCUCCCCGGCCACUAGAGCUAGGAGUAGGGAAUUUUGGAGGGCAGCCCGGCAUUGGAGGAGAUAUGUAUGGUGUCGGAGACCUUCUUAGGUCAAUCAGUGCACCGACUGAAGCAGAUAAACCUAUGAUAAUUGAGCUUGCGGUUGCAGCUAUGGAGGAACUAGUCAAAAUGGCACAAAUGGGAGAACCCUUAUGGAUGACAAACCAUGAUGGUACUUCUACUCUACAUGAAGACGAAUAUAUUAGAACAUUUCCUCGGGGGAUUGGACCCAGACCUACGGGCUUCAAAUGCGAAGCUUCACGAGAAACUGCAGUUGUUAUCAUGAACCACAUCAACCUUGUUGAGCUUGUAAUGGAUGUGGAUCAGUGGUCUACAGUGUUUUCUGGGAUUGUCUCAAGAGCUAUGACACUGGAAGUACUAUCAACUGGUGUGGCAGGGAAUUACAAUGGAGCCCUGCAAGUGAUGACAGCAGAAUUCCAAGUUCUUUCACCCUUAGUUCCAACUCGUGAGAGUUAUUACGUAAGGUACUGUAAGCAGCUUUCCGAUGGGACCUGGGCAGUGGUUGAUGUUUCCUUGGACACUUUGCGCCCUAGUCCUGCAGUCAGGUGUCGAAGAAGACCUUCCGGCUGUUUAAUUCAGGAAAUGCCUAAUGGAUACUCAAAGGUAACAUGGGUUGAGCAUGUAGAAGUUGAUGAUAGAGGUGUUCACAAUCUAUAUCAUCAGCUUGUUAGCUCAGGUCAUGCAUUUGGUGCAAAACGUUGGGUGGCUACCCUAGAUCGGCAAUGUGAAAGGCUUGCAAGCGCUAUGGCCUCAAACAUUCCUUCUGGUGAUGUUGGUGUCAUAACAAAUCAAGAAGGAAGAAAGAGUAUGUUGAAACUGGCUGAGAGAAUGGUGAUAAGCUUUUGUGCCGGAGUAAGUGCCUCUACUGCACACACAUGGACGACGCUGUCUGGAACAGGGGCAGAUGAUGUAAGGGUGAUGACCCGAAAGAGCAUAGAUGAUCCAGGCAGACCUCCUGGCAUUGUUCUUAGUGCCGCUACUUCCUUCUGGCUUCCAGUUUCUCCAAAGAGAGUUUUUGAUUUUCUGCGUGAUGAGAACUCUCGAAACGAGUGGGAUAUUCUUUCGAAUGGUGGAGUUGUUCAAGAAAUGGCACAUAUUGCAAAUGGGCGGGACACAGGCAACUGCGUGUCUCUACUUCGAGUAAAUAGUGCCAAUUCAAGCCAGAGCAACAUGUUGAUAUUACAAGAGAGUUGCACUGAUCGAACAGCCUCUUUCGUGAUAUAUGCUCCUGUUGACAUUGUUGCAAUGAAUCUCGUACUAAAUGGUGGGGACCCAGACUAUGUCGCCCUUCUGCCCUCAGGAUUUGCCAUUCUCCCUGAUGGAACCUCAGACCUUGGAGGAGGCGCCAUUGGGGAAGCUGACUCUGGCGGAUCUCUCCUUACUGUUGCUUUUCAGAUCUUGGUUGAUUCUGUUCCCACCGCAAAACUUUCUCUUGGGUCAGUUGCAACUGUUAACAAUCUUAUUGCUUGCACCGUGGAGAGGAUUAAGGCUUCUUUGUCAGCCGAGAACGCAUGAUCUGCAAACCUUAAAUCGUAGUAAUUAACAGAAGAAGGAAAUUGAAGGCAAGGAAACUGAGAGAUGGAAACAAAUGUGAUGAAGAAUUUCGGCUUAUGCACGUACAAGAUUGGAAGAAGUCAAGAGCGCACCUUACUGCAUGAUCCUUUCUAAGCAGUUAACCAAGUGUGCAUUAAGGAUUAGGGGUUCGGGUAUUGACUUAAUUCCUCAAAACGAUUAAAAGCAAAGAGCUUAAGAUCUUAUAAUAUAAUAUUACAAAUAGUACUUGAUCUACUGUGGAACUCCCAGCUUUCGCCUUUCUGAAGUACUACUUUGUAGUUAACUAAGGUUUUAAAUGAGUGAAGCUUAAAUAUUAGCAA